Anopheles aquasalis is the source of this 3360-nucleotide messenger RNA. Its product is annotated as sarcoplasmic reticulum histidine-rich calcium-binding protein-like. The record is from RefSeq and is a predicted model, not a curated record. NCBI's taxonomy places the organism in Eukaryota, Metazoa, Arthropoda, Insecta, Diptera, Culicidae.
GAGGAGGAACCAAUGGUAGGCGAGGUGGUGGAAGGCGAGGACGGAGAGGAGGUAGUCGCGAUGGCAGCGGUGACCGUGGAGGACGGUGGUAUCGAGGUGAUCGAGGAGGAAGAGAUGGAUGAUGAGGAAGUCGGGCACAUGAUGAGAGAUGGUGGUGCUGAAGACGAUGCAGUGCGGCGAGCGGGAGGAGCAGAAGAGAUCGUGUUAGGUGGCGCAGUCGUCGAUGAUGACGAGCUGCAUGGUGAUCCAUCGGAGGGUGUAAUCAUCGAUACGGCUACCGACGAGGAUGAGGAACUCCUGCUGCAUCACCAGCAUCACCAUCAUCAUCAUCAUGAGCAGAUAUUGGAGCAUCAUCACGAUCUUGAUGCGGUGGUAGAGGAAGAUCAUCAUCAUCAGCAUCACCAUCAGCAGCAGCAGCAGCAUCAUCAUCAUCAUCAUCAUCAUCAUCAUCAUCAUCAUCAGGAUGUGCAUGAUUCGAUCGAGGAGCAUCAUCACGGGCUUCACGUGCAUCACGUUGCAGAGGAUGGUAGUGAAGAGAUACUGGGUGGCGAGGAGCUCGAGGAGCAAGAGAUAGUUGUUCAGCAUGGCUUCGUCCAUGAGGAUGAUCCGAUCAAUUCAUCCGAAAAGGAUGCAACGGCAGACGAAGGAGGCGAAGCUGGAUUAAGCUCCGUCACUUCCGACCACGACGAUGCUCCUGCUGACGCUGUUGGUGGUAGUAGUGGCGAUGGUGGUGGAACUGGUGGCGGUGGCGGUGGUGGAAGCAACAGUACCGAUCAUCCCGGUUUACCAUCGUCCUACAAACUGUUUUUCAGUUUGUAAAGUGAAGGCAGAACAGAUCACUAGAAGAAUCUCCGGAAAAGCAAACGAUCCGGUAGAUAUCAAUCAUAUAUCUGUUGCUCGUACCUCGAUUUGGAGGAGGUACUGAUUUAAUUUUUAAGUUUUAAGUGCUCUAGGGGCUCUAUAUAUUUUAAAUAUUUUUUUUUGCAAUAAUUUCACCACACGAGACACACAAUCUUGUGUGAGUGUGGUCGUGAUGUGGAUUCUAAAUUCAACAGAACGCACGGGCGUCACGGAGAGAGUCACGCAGCAGAUGGGUUGCAUCAAAAGCAAGAUGAUAUGCGCCCAUUUUUUUUCUAUUUUAUCUGUUGACUUUCUUUUCGGGCCUUUAGGUUAUGUUUGUUACAGUCUGUACAUAAUGACUAAAACCUGUAGCCUUCAUGCGUAUUGCGUGGGAACAGGUAUCGCGGAAAAACACACAAGAUCGCGAUAGAUCGAUUGAGGAUCACGUGUCCGGAUUUAUAUAUAGAAAGUUAGAUCAAGUUUAGAAGUAGGGAUGUAACUACAAAAGAUUCGCUUACGAUGUUCUCGUGCAACAGAGGAAAAGGAGAAAAAGAUUCCUGUCUAGAACAGAACGGAUCCGAUCAAGAACUGCGGUUGGGCCGCUUUAGUGUAAAUAAACGAAUAAUUAGAUUCCGUGAGUGGGUAGAAGGUAUUAGUACUCAUACUCAAACAAAUCAAAUGGUUAAAAUAGUGAAGUAGUUCAACAAUCUAAUCAUUGUCGUCAUCACCGUCAUCCAUCCUCAUUCACACAGUUUCACAGUUAAUCCAUCGCAACCGCAAAUGAAUCCUGGCUCUGUUCCGCGAGUAUGCUCCCUGCGCUACAAUGUAAAUUAGGAAAAUUUUAACAGACAGAUACGUUUUUCGAUUAGCGAACACCGCAUAAGGCUUCGGGUAUGUACCACAUACACCACUCCCUUUACCACGCACUGUUCCUUGAGUGUCGCUAAGCAAGGGUUGAUGGUAAAGGUAGUAUUACGGAUCAAUUUUGGCAGCAAGUAGGGGACUACGCAAUCAGUGCGUAAAGGCCAGGUUGUGUAAAUGCUAGAACUAGAAAGACUAUUAUUCAUUUGCAUCCCCGUCAAGCACGUACGUCAGUACGCAUGAUUACAUUGCACAAGCGAACACGAGACACAUGUGUGGCGUAAGUUUAGUAGUGCAGAGGAGAGGUUUGUUUCAGUUUCUAGUUGAAAGUUUGCUAAGUUUGUAGCGAGUAAAUAAGAAUCCAAAUGUGGAAUAUGCGGUUCCUCUCUUUGAGAGAAGAGCUUCCGACAGUGUACUGGGGACUAAUGGUGAUUAGCAACCGCCAUAUACCCGCACCUGACAUUAUUACGUUGCAUUAUUGCCUUGUGGAAAACAGAGGACAUGCGAUAACCGAGCGCUCUGCAGCAGUCACCGGUAUCGUUUAUCUUUUUAUCGAGGAAUUUUAAAAUAAUAUAUAAAACAUCCAAUACAACGAGUGUGACGCAUGGGCUCGCGGAAAAAGGUUAAAGGGGAAACUGGAGAAGGAACAUUUAAUUAUUUAUUGGUUUCACCUCGCUCUGGUGUAGCAUCCAGAGGGCGAUCAAGCGAAGCGAGUUUCGUAAACCUAUUAUUCACACACUUCAUAGAAACGUCAUUGUCGUGCAUCGAUUGUAGAAUUCAUGAGUGGCCACUACCACGCUCUGUGUGUGUGUGUUUUGUGUGUGAGUGGCAGCAGUAGCAGAACCUCUAGUACAUAAACCGAUCGCCAAGCCCUGGUCAUUAAAUGUCAUGAAUUAAAAGUGAAAUCUGAACAAAUCAUUUUCCUACCGGAGGGAUUGUGUCCAGGAAAAUUAAUAAAUACAGCAAAGGGGCUGCGUGGAGGGGUGUAAACGAAGGAGCAAAAAGAAACCCAGAAUAAUCAAUCGUGUUGUAUGUUUUGAAUGUCAUUUUAUCACUUAUAAUGUUCCGUCAGACUCCACCAUAUUAACCAAAUGAUCUAUCAAUCGGAUUGAGAAAUAGAAACAUCCCACGGGUGGUUUGAAACGUUAGGAAGACGCAAGAAGAGCUUGUUUCAAAAUUUUACAAAAACUUAGAUCGAUUGAACUCCAUACGGAUACAAAAAAAAAAAAGAAAAACACAGAAGAGUACAACUUUAGCUAAUAGUAAAUGGACGAGAGACGAAUAAGAGACGAAAAAAUUACCCGGAACAUGCAAUGCGAAGUGGAUAACACGCACUGUGGAGUAAGUAAAAGUGCACAGUCUUCGAUAAAUAUUUCACACAAAUACGCGCUCCGCGAUUGGUUCUCAUCCACCCCAAUAAAAAAGCAUACAAUAUCGAUUUAAUCAAGUAGUGAGCAGCUGUAUAAAUAGCAUGGCAAACGCUAAAAGAACUCAUCGUCACUGAGGAAGAAGCAUUUUAAACUUGAAAAAAGUUCGCCUCCGGAGAGAGAGGAUAGCGGGGAUUCUCGAACAUCAGACACGUACUACAAUACAUGAUAAGAUAUGAAGAGCAGAAGCGGUGUAUGAAAGCGAAAAUAAAUCAAAUAUUUUUACAAACUA